Messenger RNA from Pungitius pungitius (ninespine stickleback), 3671 nucleotides. RefSeq names its product GH3 domain containing (gene ghdc). The transcript has 11 exons. Gene Ontology annotation, molecular function: acid-amino acid ligase activity. The coding region runs from base 136 to 2022 and encodes 628 amino acids. Lineage: Eukaryota; Metazoa; Chordata; Actinopteri; Perciformes; Gasterosteidae. The record is from RefSeq and is a predicted model, not a curated record. Gene Ontology annotation, cellular component: cytoplasm.
CAAAACACGGAAGUAGUUAAAAGGGCUACGAAACCAAAGUUCAAGCUCUUCUGUUGUCCGAAAAAUGUCACAUACAGGUUUAUUCACGUGAACAGUUAAACACACCGAAAUAUUAGGUCACGUAAUUUGCCGAAUAUGUCUUUCUCUUUGGUUUGCAUUGCGGUGGUAUCGUUUGUUCUCGCCAUCCUCGGGCACAUCUUGGUGAUGCCGCCUUCACUGCCCUGCGUCCUCGGCGGCACCGUCGGCGUGUGCUCCCUGGCCGGCAUGGCGCUCGUCUGGAGGGACGUGAGUUCGAGGAUGAAGGGCGAGGGCCGGACGCCGGGCAGUCUGCUGAGCCAGUACCUGGCGGUGAAGGGGGUCGGCUGGCUCGGCCGGCGGCAGAGAAAGAACCUCGAAGCCGAUACUCUCGACGUGAAACGAGUCCAGGAGCAGACGCUGCUGAUGCGCCUGCGCAAAACCGCAGACACAAGUUAUGGAAGACAGUAUGACUUCAACUCCAUUAAAGACAGUGCUGGCUACCGGGCGCGUCACCCCAUCACCACAUACGAGCAUUACCGCGAGCUCAUCGGACGCAUCGCGGCAGGAGAGGAGAAUGUGAUCAUUCCCGGGAAACCGCUGAUCCUGGCCAUGACCUCUGGGACGUCAGGACCUAGCGCCAUGCUGCUCAGCACCAAGGACACCAACACAGAGUUCUUCCUGCAGGGAGUGGCUGUGUGUUUGGAGGCCAUGGGAAGAGCAUUUCCUGCAACAGACAGCCUUCAGCGCACCACCAAGUUUUUCUACUCUCCCACGUUUCGCCAAUCAGAGGCCGGUAUUCCCAUCGGACCGAACUCCUCCACCCCAGCCUCCUCCCGCCAUAUGCUUAACCUCUACACCACCCCAGCAGCCGCAUUUGAGGUUCCCAGUGAGAAGGACACCCUGUACUUGCAUCUCCUGUUUGCUCUAAAAGAUCCCAGCGUGGGAACACUGGAAUCCAACUUCGCUUCGACAGUCUUCUAUGCUUUCAGUGCUUUACAGGAUCGCUGGCAGGAGCUUGUGGAGGACAUAGAACAAGGGAAGGUUAGCAGCGCUCUGGCUCUGGAGGCCAAAGUGAGAUCCAGGCUGGAGGCUCUGAUGAAGCCAGACCCAGACAGGGCCGCUCAGCUCCGGGCCCACUUCCAGGAGGGUUUCCGUGGGAUCGCCAAGCGGCUUUGGCCCCACCUCCACCUGGUGCUGGCAGUGGACUCUGGCUCCAAUCAGAUCUAUGGGGAAAUGUUGAGGGAGAACUACUGCCACGGAGUGCCUUUCUAUUCUCCUUUCUACGCUGCCACUGAAGGUCUGAUAGGGGUGAACCUGUGGCCCCAGGAGCCACAUAGGCGCUACAUGCUGUGUCCUCGGUCAAUGUUCUGCGAGUUCCUGCCAGAGAGGAGCCUGGAGGAGGAGACGCCUCCCACGCUCCCGAUGGAGGAGGUGAAGGAAGGAGAAAGCUAUGAGCUCGUUAUCACAAACGCCUCAGGACUCUUCAGAUAUCGCCUCGGAGACAUCGUGAAAGUAGUUGGGUUUCACAACCAGUGUCCCAUCGUUGAGUUUCAGUACAGACGGGGUCAGAUGUUGAGCGUUCGAGGGGAGAAGGUGUCCGAGGCGUUGUUCCUUAAUGCUCUGAAGAGAGCGGUUGCUCAGUGGGCGGGAGCUCAGCUGGUGGACUACUGCUGCGCCGAGAGCGGCAUCAUGGGAGAUUCCAUAGGAGGCUCAGAUCCUCACUACCAGGUGUUCAUAGAGCUGAAAGGUGUGAGAAACCUCACAGAGGAACAAAGAUACAAGUUGGACGUCUGUCUUCAGCAGGACUCUGCUGUCUACAAGUCCUUUCGGGUCAAAGGCAGCAUCGGACCGAUGAGGGUGCAGCUGGUGGCCGAGGGUGCGUUCAAGGAACUCCGCAAGCACAUGAUGGCAUUCUCCAACACUUCGCCGAACACCUUCAAAAUGCACCGAGUGCUGCGCAGGAAAGAAUACGCUGAAUUCCUGCUGGGGAAAACUGUUUCCUGAAACGUCCCAUUUUUGGAGAAAGAGACAAAGCUUGUGGACUCUGUGGUGAGCGCUGACCAAACUAAAUGUCUCCAGUUCUUUUUUUAUCUACUGCUCAUGAAGGAGUUGAGUUAUUGUGUCGUUUUGGAACUCUACGACACACAAAUCUAACUUCAUGUUUGAGCAAUGCUCAUUCGACAAAUGUGCUUUCUAUUAAAGUGUUUAUUGAGCUUUUACCCUAGUUUUGUUGUACAAAAUGUUAGAGGACGUUGUCUGGCAUCUCAAAUGCAACAGAGAAAAGUAUCCAACCAUCUGAUUCAUAGACUACUUAUCAAUUGUUGUGCUCCGUUUAGCUAAAUCUGGACACAAGUUGUGUCUCUGUUUUUUUUUUCUUCUUCUAAUCAUACACUCGAUUCAAUUUGUAGUUCCAGUUAGUCAUGAUACAUGCUUGAGACCUUUGUCUCCUCAAUUGCCAUUUAAUCUCAGCAAGCCCCCCCCCCCCAUAUCUGCUCUUUUUUCGAGUCUUUUAAUGAAAAGCUGAAUUGUUUUCCUUGUGUCUUGCAUUCUCUUGAUUUAAACCAGACCUGUGUCUGGACUUUACCACCACUAGGGGGGGAUAGUCGUUUAUGUAAGACUUCUGCAAUAUCUGUUACUAAUGCUACUGCUACUGCAGGGAUUAUUGUUUUCAUUUGAAACAGUGGAUUCUUGGUGAUGACCCUGACGUCUAGUGGCUACAUCUUGAUUACUGGUCUCUUGGUGUAAGUCAGAACAUAUAAAACCACAUGCUACAAGUGCUCACAAGAUGUUGAGAGAGUAGAGACUUGAACUGUCUCCAGGAUCAUUAUUGCAUUUCCAGAAAAUGAUCCAAGCAGAAUACUGAACAAACCUGCGACAGAGAUCACCCUCUUAACUUUCUAGGUGUUGUUGAAUGCCACGCUUUUCACGUCUCCCUCUUCACAAAAUGGGCUAAUAUUUUUAGUGAUGUCCCAUUUCAGUAGAGAUUUGUCGCUACUUGCACUUUUAUUUUGGCUUCAAAGUGAGAUCAGGUCAAAAAGGACCCAAAUAGGCCUUUUCGUGAAAUGGAGACUCGAGGGAACAGAGGAUGAGAUGUUUUUCUCGAGGUAUCAAACAAUGAAACGGUAAUGUUCGUUAGCCGGAGACGAGAAGUCUCUUCAUCUUCUCAUAAAGCUGUGAAAGGCAUGGUUAUCUUGGCCUCCUUAAAGUCCAAGUACCAGAAGCUUAAUAUUCGGCAAAUAAUAUUUAGGUUUUUAUUAAUCAACAAAAAAGUAACUAGUGUAAAAAAAAAAUCAAGGAUUUUUUUCUCUAUUUUUCACUGUUGCCAGUCAACCAGACUGAAAUAACUGCCCCUUGCAAACACAUAAUCAGGCAUAUAUAUGCAUUGCUAAGCUAAUUUGUAGGUUGCUAGCUGCAAUUUGAUAUUUUCAACUAUUGCAUUAAGAACAGAGAUUUAUCAUCCACACAAAAAACUAAAGCUAUAUAUAGAGUGAAGAGUACAUUUGUUUUAAAUGCUUUUAUUGUGAAACAUUUCAUUCUUAAAAAGCUUUCAAACGUGUGACUUCCUGCUUUUUUAAAUUGUGCCUUAUUAGUCGGUUUAAUAUAAUGACGUCACGGUGGGUAAACAUAUUUUUUUCAUCCAUGAUCUCGCUAUG